AUGAGCGCCCUCGAAACCGUCAAGAGCGCCGGGAAGUACGUCGUGUACUUCGCCAUCACCAUCGGCGUCAUCGGCCAGGUCUGGCCGACGCUGUUCCUCAGGCUGCCGAUGGGCUUCAUCCCAUGGGCCAUCACGGGCAACGUCAUGCCGCCAUACUUUGACCCGACGCCAUUCGGCGCGGACGAGUUUGGCACGUGGGCCAAGGACGGCGACCUGAUCGCCGCCGUCGGCGCCAAGUCUGGCACCAACUGGAUGCUGUACACAGCACAUCAGAUCCGCACCAAGGCCAAAGGCAGCGUCGAGACCGACUACACGGACAUUCUGCUGGACACGCCGUGGAUCGGCUUCAACAUGCUGCCCGGGCAGCGGUGGGGCGACACCCUGCUCACCUCGGGCAUCAAGACGCUGAUGAAGACGGCGGUCCUGCCCGACGGCACGCGGGUCAAGGACUACUGGGACAAGCCCUCGUACCCCUUCCGCAUCUUCAAAUCGCACUUCACGCCCGAGGUGCUGCCGAUCAAGGCCUACCCCAAGGUUAAGUUCCUAGCGAUGGCGCGCAACGGCAUGGACGUCGUCAACUCCUUCUACCCCUUCUUCGCCUCGCACCGCCCCUCGUUCAAGAGCCGGUAG
Molecule: messenger RNA, 630 nt
Organism: Emiliania huxleyi CCMP1516
Lineage: Eukaryota; Haptophyta; Isochrysidales; Noelaerhabdaceae
Exons: 1
Coding region: 1-630 (209 amino acids)
Molecular function (GO): sulfotransferase activity
Source: RefSeq, a predicted model, not a curated record